Molecule: messenger RNA, 4894 nt
Organism: Amoebophrya sp. A120
Lineage: Eukaryota; Dinophyceae; Syndiniales; Amoebophryaceae
Source: the annotation of a GenBank genome assembly
CUUCGGUUUGCUUUUUUUCUCGGUCGAUGCCUGAGCAAGUAGAUAGACGAGAAGCAAUGAUCUAUUUUUUGCGAAAAAAAACAUCUGUUUUGGAAAACGAAAACAAAAGCGCACACUCGGACAAACAGCUCAUGAUUUUUUCGCCUGAUUCGGACGGAUCUCCGCAUGGGAUCACGUGAAGGACAUUGUCAAGUAGUUGCUGAAUAUUUCAUAGAAACGGCGGGACUAAAACGAUCUCAACUCUAAUUGUGCCUGGCCUAAGUACUUGGUUACAUACGAUUCCCGAUCCUGCACCAGUGACGACGAUAAGAAAGCGAUCCCAAAAAAGCUCACCUAGUAAGUACCGUUGUAUGCAGUUAUCUCUUUCAAAACCUAAAAAAGAUAUCAGCGCUUGGCCAGAAUGAUACGACUAUGACUCAGUGUUGGUACUCAGCAGCAAGUCGGUAUUUAUGAAUUUUUAGCGAUUCCCGUAGACUCACUGUAGCCGGAUAUACUUAAAAAUUAGCGACAGUAGCCAAUGGUAGCCGGAUCCGGAAUACAAAGCAUAAGUCAACAGACAUUUACUUGCUAGGCAACAUGUAGGCCAUAUUCGUGGAUAUAGAUGCAGCAAGGAUAUAUCUCUAAUCCCUAGUUCCGACAACGGCAACGCGACGCGACCGCCACACCUUUCAACAUUUUAUCUCUAGUAAGAGCUACUCUUACACCUCCUAGAACUAUCCGCCUAGUUACAGCGGUGCAGUCGUGCCGCUGCCCAGUCGAUAGGGAAAUAAAGAUGAAAGCAUCGGUGAGGUGGUCCUCUGCCUCAAUCGCCAGCGACAGAGCGACACCGGCACGGCCGUCCCGUUUUGCACUCGGCGUUGCUGUGCUUCUCGCACAAGCCGGCAUCAGUCUGCUCUUUCCCUUCGUCUCAGCGCAAAACAACCAGUAUAACAACUACGGGAAUAAUCAGCAUCCACCGCCGCCGAACCAGCAGUAUGGAGGAAACCAGCAGUACUAUAACCAUUCGCCACCUGCUCAAGGAAACAACUACGGCUAUAAUAAUGCCCCGCCGAAUCCAGCACAGCAGCAAUACAACCAGGGCGCGGUCUACGGAGGUGGGCAACAGCCCCCGCAGCAGCAGCCGCCAGCUCCUCCGCCGGUACUAAACAACUACGGGCAGCCGCCGCCGCCGAAUAUGAACUACGGCCAGCAACCACCGCCACCACAGCAGAACUACGGGCAGCCACAGUAUCAACCUCCGGCGCAACAGCAGAAUUACGGCUACAACGGGCAGCCGCAGGCGCCCCCUCCCCCAUACGGGCAGCAGCAACCACCUCCGCCUCCACCCCCGCAGCAGAAUUAUGGGCAGCAGCAGCAGCCGCCGCCACCACAGUAUGGGCAGCCGCCGCAGUACAAUAACCAGUAUCAGCAGCCCCCGCCGCCACAGUACAACCAGUACGGCCAGCAGCCCCCGCCGCCGCAACAGUACAACCAGUAUAACAACCAGCAAGUGCCGCCACAACAGCAGUACGGUCAGCCACCACCUCCUGGGGGACAAGUGCAGUACGGAAACAAUGCCGCGCAAAAUCAGCAGCAGCAACAUACUGGGGAUCAUACACACCAUGAUGGACAACAUCAUGAUCACCAUGAUGAUCAUCUCCAUCAUGAUGACCACCACGACCACCACUACGAUGAUCACUAUGAUGAUCACUAUUUCGAUUAUGAGGACGAUUGGAGCUACAACGACCUGAGCGAUCACGUGGACGACUACAGCGCCAGGCACAACUACAAGAGAUCGGACAAGCACCUGCGCUCGUUUCACGAUUCCGACCUCACCGGCGACCAGGGGGUGGUCGAAAAGGAAACUUCGCUUUCCCCGGAGAAAGUUACCGACCACGAGGAGUUGGAACGAGACUGGGCGUUCGGCGGAGCGACGGUGCUUUUCCCGGACCGAGUGUUGCUGACCCCGGACGUGCCGAACCGGCUAGGCUUCAUGUGGACCGAACACAACGUGGAAAGUCGGAGCUUCAAAAUCGACUUUAACUGCAGUUUGUCUCUGCCCAUCCCGCAUUCCCUCGAUGUUAACGCCGCCCUGCACGCCGAGAAGAGUGGUUUUGAGCAGGAUAACGCGCCGGUGGCCGUGAGCGACAGGAAAGCACAGGAGAAUCAUCACCAGGUCGGGUUUUGGGUCGCACACGUGCCGGAUCUGAUCCACACGGUGCGGGAAGGGGAGCACCAAGUGCGGGAGGGAAAGGACCAGAAGGAGGGGGAAGGCCGCGGGGAAUUGUACUCGAGGUACAUGCGGGAGCACGGGUCGUUGCAACUAUCCCGUGCUGGGUUCGAGGAGCGCUUCGACGGCUUCGGGGUGUUAAUGGAUUUAGACAAGAAACAAGUGCGCUGCAUCUCGGAUGAUUGGAAAGCAGGUAUAAAAAAAUCUAAGUACGGAAUGUUUUCUAGCAACAGGAUGCUUGUUUUUUUUAUCGAACUCAUUAGUCCUUUGCUGAAAUAAGCUGUUCCUUCGAUUUUCUUCAUCUGCUUGACCUAUAAGUUUCCCUAUCUUCUCUAAACGUACACGACUUCAGAUGACCACGCGCACAUGGCUGGCGCGCAUCGGAACCAUUUGACGGAAACGCAGUGGGUGCAUCUACCGGAGAUCGUUUCCCAGGGCAACAGCCAUUGGACGGUGAGUCUGGAGCAGACGUCCAAGGGUUGGGUGCGCGCGGCGCUAGUGGUGCAUAAUUCUCAGGUGGACGACCCACACCACAGCGGCAACCAGCAGCCCGUCUCGCGGACUGAGAUCUGCGAUGUGCAUUUGCCGCACGUGCAGCUCGAGUUGUCCCUAGGGGUUACAUCCUACACUGGGAAGAACCCGACGCAGACGUUGUCGAUCGCCAAGGUACAGAAGUUCUUUGUGACGACCUAGGGGGAAGAUGAAGAUUCGGAUUUCAUUUCCUUUUGUCAACAUUAUCAUCGCCUGAUCAGAGUGCUGGCAGUUCUCUUCUGUUUUCUACGCGAUUCGUCUUGUAUGUUUCAGUUUUUUUAGAAUGUUGAGAUGAAGCCAAGAACUGUUACGCAGCUACUUGCUAUACUUUCUGCAACCAGGUCCUUACCACAACGUACGACUUCGGGCACGUUUCGCACUUAGUCGAGGACACGGACCUUCGUGCGAAAUUGAAGGAGAUCGAGGAGAAGCCGGUCAAGGGUGGCUACGUCGCCGCAAUCGACCGGCUGUCUUCGGUCGUCGCCCUUUACAACGAGAAGUUCGGAGCCACAGCGACGCAGAAGCUGCAUGAGGAGAUCUACUCCGUGGACCACAAGCUCACCGGAUUGGAGGGACUAGUGGAGGAGAAAUUGCUCAAAAGACGGCACCGCACGGGCAUUAAGCACCUCGCCAUGGGCUUCGAGAGAGAGAUGAAACGAGACUUGCGGCAAUUCGACCACUUGCACCGACGCGUGAAAUCCGAGAAACGGCGGCACCAGGGCAACUUCGACCGCUGGCUGGAAGCAUUGCACUUACAGCGGGACGAACACGGGGCCAGGUUCUCCACGGAGAGGAUGCAGCACGUGCUCGGGUUGCUGCUCCUGGUUGUGGUAGUCGUGCUGGUUUUCUUUGCGGUGGCCAGAAGGCUCAGCGGGGGGCUGGGCGGCAGCAGUGGGGUGGUGCCGCAGGUGGAAAUGAUUAACUCGGCGGCGCCGAAUUAUAGUAGUUCUGGCACAGUGAAUACUCCGUAUAUGCAGCACCAGCAGGGUCCUGUCGCGAACGGAAUAAAUGGGCCGCAGAAUAAUAUGUUGAACCAAGGCUACGACAACGGCUACGGGCAGGCGACCUCGUCCAGUCGGUCCCGCUUUCAGACGCCGACCAUAGAGACGAGCUUUCAGCCCGCGACUCCGCAGACAACAGGGAUGCGGUACGGAGGCAGCACGGCGUCGACCGCUAGUCCCUACGGGCUGACGAACAGUCCGAACGGAGUUGCGGGAAGCAAUCGCCCUUCCCCGACCGGCUCGGCCUACUCAAAUCCAAUGACGCCACCGGCAGUGCAUGCCACGGCGUCCUCAAGCGGAAUGUACAGCAGUGGCGCGACAAGCGGGAACUCCAUCUACCAUUCUCCCCGCCGGGAGCUGUAUGAGAAUUCAGGCGAUCGAAAUUUGAUGCAGUACCUGAAUUCGCCACCCGAGCAAGAUAACACGGCGACUUUGGCGGGUGAUAGCUCGUCCGCGCAACGCCCAUCACCGACUAGCAUGAUAGGCGACUUUUUCCGCUCCAGACAAAAGCCGGGAGAUGAUAAGGAGAAUCAACUGCCCUCGGCUUUCUGAUGUUGAUGAGUCGCAAAUUAUAUGAUCUACAUCUAGUGGAAGGAAAUCAUCAUGGGACCGUAAUUGCGCAGAAACAAAGAUAUCUCCACACUAAGUCCUCUACCUUUUACAUCGCAAAAAUGAAGACGAGUAGCACAAGUCUCUCGUCGUACUUACUUGCUCCACACUGGUUCUAGUGUGGAUCUUCUUUCGAUUUCUGAUGCAAGGACAAGUUACCUUUUACCGCGACAGCCUGUCCUUCCUGACAGGUUUAUUUCAUACCACAUCUAGUGAUUGUGAUUCUGAUUUUACAGUCAUCUUCAAAAACGACGACAGCUAACGAUUUUCGAUUUUAGACUCAUAUCCCGACGCGGGUUCUGCUACUUUUUUUCGCAACAUCAAAUUCUCCUACGCGACAUGUUUUACGCACGUUCUCUUCUAUAUGUAAUUAUCAUUGCGCCUGAUGCGGCCGAGCACGAAGCAUGGCAGCUCGUUCACCAAGUGCUGGACCCAAUUUUCCGUAACACGUGCGCACAAUUUUUGUCAUCAAGAUCGCCAUGCUUCACUUCGCUCCCAGCGAUAGGUGGAAAAAAACAGAAAUAGAAGUACCGUCCUCGUCUAG